AAAACUCAAAAAUUCCUGCCGAUUCCGUGUGGGACCAGCCCUGUCAUCCCCCCCUCGUCAAACAGGUGUGAAUGUUGAUCCUGGAGGGGCUCGCAGGAAUGCACCCGGAUCUGACCAUCUCAGACAUCCAUUCCUUGAAGAAGGAUCAGGCAUUUGAGAUUCUCGCCCAGAUUGCACGCGUCGAGAAGAAGACCUUCCCUGCCAAUGAGGCCUUCCAGUUCAGUGAGGAACUCUGGCGCAAGAAGCCCAACACGAGGGUUUUGUAUGUGACCCGCGCGGCUGCAAGUGCCCGCCCGACAGUGUUAGCCUAUGCUGUCUACGUUCGCCAGCGGGGAGUGGCCCUGUUGAACAAGGUCUGUGUGGCCGAAGUCUAUCGUCGACAAGGCGUUGGGCGGCAGCUCAUGACCUACAUUCGAGCCCGUCUGCAACGGGAGGGAUGCCAGCAGAUCCACCUGUGGGUAGACAAGGCAAGAUUAUCCGCACGAUCUCUGUAUGCCCACAAUGGCUUCGAGGAGCGCGAGCAAAUCCCGGACUACUAUGCGCCAGGGCGGACGGGAAUCAAGAUGGUCCUCGAUCUCUAGAGUGGCCCUUGACCCGCCCCUGUCACUCCUAAGCAUGUCCCUCUGC
This is a messenger RNA of Aspergillus heteromorphus CBS 117.55, 627 nucleotides long. Its product is annotated as GNAT family N-acetyltransferase. The coding region runs from base 99 to 581 and encodes 160 amino acids. The transcript has a single exon. The record is from RefSeq and is a predicted model, not a curated record. Gene Ontology annotation, molecular function: acyltransferase activity, transferring groups other than amino-acyl groups. NCBI's taxonomy places the organism in Eukaryota, Fungi, Ascomycota, Eurotiomycetes, Eurotiales, Aspergillaceae.